CACUCCCCUCCCAGAGCUGGGGAGAGAACCCAGGCGUCCUGGCUGCCCCCCCUGCAGGUGGACAUGAUCACGCUGGCGAAGCAGAUCAUUGAGGCGACGCCCGAGCGCAUAAAGCAGGAGGGUUUCAGCUCCGUGGCCGAGGUGCCGCUGCGGGAGCGAAGUGGGAACAUGGGACUGAGCGAGACCAUGUCCUGGCUGGCCAGCUACCUGGAGAACGUGGACCAGCUGCCCAGCGUCUCCCAGCACAGGCCGGUGUCCUCGUCCCGGGUGUGUCUCAGCGCCCUGCAGGCCCCGCUGGGGGAGCUGCCCUUCGAUCGGCUGCCCCCGGCCCCCACAGCCGCCAGCUGGGCCGAGUUCCUCAACGCCUCGGCCAACGGGAAGAUGGAGAGCGAGUUCGCGCUGCUGACGCUGUCCGACCACGAGCAGCGGGAGCUCUACGAGGCCGCCCGCGUCAUCCAGACGGCCUUCCGCAAGUACAAGGGCCGCCGGCUGAAGGAGCAGCAGGAGACGGCGGCGGCUGUGAUCCAGCGAUGUUACCGCAAGUAUAAGCAGCUCACAUGGAUCGCCCUGAAGGUAACAAUUCCCGUGGCGAACAAGCGGGACACACGCUCCAUCGAGGAGGCCAUGAAUGAAAUCCGGGCGAAGAAGCGGUUGCGGCAGAGCGAAGACGAGGGGCCAGGCGGGGCCGGGACCUCCUAG
Chelonoidis abingdonii (Abingdon island giant tortoise) is the source of this 699-nucleotide messenger RNA. The record is from RefSeq and is a predicted model, not a curated record. NCBI's taxonomy places the organism in Eukaryota, Metazoa, Chordata, Testudines, Testudinidae.